This is a messenger RNA of Morus notabilis, 1337 nucleotides long. RefSeq names its product endonuclease 4. The transcript is spliced from 10 exons. Gene Ontology annotation, molecular function: nucleic acid binding; endonuclease activity. The record is from RefSeq and is a predicted model, not a curated record. The coding region runs from base 220 to 1119 and encodes 299 amino acids. NCBI's taxonomy places the organism in Eukaryota, Viridiplantae, Streptophyta, Magnoliopsida, Rosales, Moraceae. Gene Ontology annotation, biological process: DNA catabolic process.
AGAAGUAUAACAUAUUCCUGUAUUUUCUUUCCCUCCAAUUUUACCAAAAGAACCAAACACAACAUGCUCUUAUUUCUCAUAUUUUACGUCCUUGCCACGCCGUAAUCCUUCCACUUUUAUCCCCACAGUCUAACUCUCGUCGCUGGGAAACUAUUUUAGUGAAGAGAGAAGAAAUCCCAAUUUCAAAUGAAAGUCUUUUGACUUUUGAAUUACGGAGAAAUGAAUAUGAACAGAUCUAGGCUAUGGUUGACCUGGGUAGAACUUGUUUUUCUGGUAUUGAUACCUGGAAUUCUGGGGUGGGGAAAGGAAGGCCACUAUGCAACGUGUAAGAUUGCAGAGGGAUAUCUGACUGAAGAAGCUCUGGCUGCAGUGAAAAGAUUGCUUCCUGAUUCUGCUGAGGGUGAUCUUGCAUCGGUUUGCUCUUGGCCUGAUGAGAUUCGAUUCCAUUAUCGAUGGAGCAGUGCCUUACAUUAUGUUGAUACACCAGAUUUCAGGUGUAACUACGAAUUCCACAGAGAUUGCCAUGAUUCUUAUGGACAUAAAGGUAGAUGCGUAACUGCGGCAAUUUACAACUAUACAUCUCAACUGUCAAAGGGAUAUCAAGACUCCAUUUUAGAGUCGAAAUAUAAUUUAACGGAAGCACUUAUGUUUCUAUCUCAUUUUAUUGGGGAUGUCCAUCAGCCCCUACAUGUCGGAUUUGUUGGAGAUCUGGGUGGGAACUCAAUAAUAGUACGGUGGUAUCGUAGGAAGACAAACCUGCACCAUGUAUGGGAUACCAUGAUCAUUGAAUCUGCUUUGAAGACAUUCUACAAUAAGGAUCUCACAAAUAUGAUACAGGCCCUUCAACAAAAUCUUUCAAAUGCUUGGAUUAAUGAUGUGCCGUCAUGGGAAAAUUGCGCAAAUAAUCACACAGUUUGUCCAAAUCCGUAUGCCUCUGAGAGCAUUAGUUUAGCAUGCAAGUUUGCUUACAGAAAUGCCACACCAGGAAGCACUUUGGGAGAUGAAUACUUCCUUUCCCGGCUUCCUGUUGUGGAGAAGAGGCUAGCUCAAGCUGGGGUUCGCUUGGCUGCUACCCUUAAUAGGAUCUUCACUUCUCAAGCAAAAAUUGCCCAAGCAUGAAGAUAGGAGAUAUACGAGAAUGAUCACAUAAAAAGUGGGGCCCAAUAAUUGGUUAUGUCUAUAGCUUGAAAUAUCCCAUACGCGAGCCCUUAACCAAUACUAAUAGAUUUCCAUUCCCUGUUGUCAACUCCUUUAAGACAAAAGAAGAGAAAUUGCUAUUUUAUGAUUGUUGCUUAUUGACUUCAAUCUUGAUAUGAUAAAUAAAUUGAUGAUGCCUA